Falco peregrinus (peregrine falcon) is the source of this 1677-nucleotide messenger RNA. RefSeq names its product tubulin beta 3 class III (gene TUBB3). NCBI's taxonomy places the organism in Eukaryota, Metazoa, Chordata, Aves, Falconiformes, Falconidae. Gene Ontology annotation, cellular component: cytoplasm; microtubule. The record is from RefSeq and is a predicted model, not a curated record. Bases 107 to 1459 code for a protein of 450 amino acids. Gene Ontology annotation, biological process: axon guidance; microtubule cytoskeleton organization; mitotic cell cycle. The transcript is spliced from 4 exons. Gene Ontology annotation, molecular function: GTPase activity; structural constituent of cytoskeleton; GTP binding.
GCGGCGGGGCCGCCCCCCGCGCUCCCGGUGCCGCUCCGCUCCGCUCCGGCUCCCGCUCCCGUCCCGGUCCCGGUCCCGCUCCGCUCCGCUCCGGCCCGGCAGCACCAUGAGGGAGAUCGUCCACAUCCAGGCGGGGCAAUGCGGCAACCAGAUCGGCGCCAAGUUCUGGGAGGUGAUCAGCGACGAGCACGGCAUCGACCCCAGCGGCAACUACGUGGGGGACUCCGACCUGCAGCUGGAGCGCAUCAGCGUCUACUACAAUGAGGCCUCCUCUCACAAGUACGUGCCUCGUGCCAUCCUGGUGGACCUGGAGCCGGGGACGAUGGACAGUGUGCGCUCAGGUGCCUUCGGCCACCUCUUCCGCCCAGACAACUUCAUCUUCGGGCAGAGUGGGGCCGGGAACAACUGGGCCAAGGGACACUACACGGAGGGGGCCGAGCUGGUGGACUCCGUGCUGGACGUGGUACGGAAGGAAUGUGAGAACUGCGACUGCCUGCAGGGCUUCCAGCUGACCCACUCGCUGGGCGGCGGCACCGGCUCCGGCAUGGGCACCCUCCUCAUCAGCAAGGUGCGGGAGGAGUAUCCUGACCGCAUCAUGAACACUUUCAGCGUGGUGCCAUCCCCCAAGGUGUCAGACACGGUGGUGGAGCCCUACAACGCCACGCUGUCCAUCCACCAGCUGGUGGAGAACACGGAUGAGACCUACUGCAUCGACAACGAAGCCCUCUAUGACAUCUGCUUCCGCACCCUCAAGUUGGCCACCCCCACCUAUGGCGACCUCAACCACCUCGUCUCAGCCACCAUGAGCGGCGUCACCACCUCCCUCCGCUUUCCUGGCCAACUCAAUGCUGACCUCCGCAAGCUGGCCGUCAACAUGGUGCCCUUCCCCCGUCUCCACUUCUUCAUGCCGGGCUUCGCCCCACUGACGGCCCGCGGCAGCCAGCAGUACCGCGCCCUUACUGUCCCCGAGCUCACCCAGCAGAUGUUUGACGCCAAGAACAUGAUGGCCGCCUGCGACCCCCGCCAUGGCCGCUACCUCACCGUGGCCACUGUCUUCCGAGGCCGCAUGUCCAUGAAGGAGGUGGACGAGCAGAUGCUGGCCAUCCAGAGCAAGAACAGCUCCUACUUCGUGGAGUGGAUCCCCAACAACGUCAAGGUGGCCGUCUGUGACAUCCCUCCCCGGGGGCUCAAGAUGUCCUCCACCUUCAUUGGCAACAGCACAGCCAUCCAGGAGCUCUUCAAGCGCAUCUCGGAGCAGUUCACGGCCAUGUUCCGUCGCAAGGCCUUCCUCCACUGGUACACGGGUGAGGGGAUGGAUGAGAUGGAGUUCACCGAGGCCGAGAGCAACAUGAAUGACCUGGUGUCCGAGUACCAGCAGUACCAGGAUGCCACGGCCGAGGAGGAGGGCGAGAUGUAUGAGGACGACGAGGAGGAGUCGGAGGCGCAGGGCGCCAAGUGAUGCCCGUCGCCUGCCACCCACAGCCCCCCAGCUUCGCGCUGCUGCACCCCCCGGGCCCCGGCCGGGCUGCCCCCACGUGCCCCUUCAGUGUCUCCUGACCCCAUCCCUCCUGAGCCGGCUCGGCCCCCUGCCCUCCCUUCCUGCCUCCCCCCCUUUUCGUUUUUUACUGGUUCGUGUCUAUUAUUUUUUUUGAAUACUUAAUAAAUUUAUUGCUGUCC